Aspergillus welwitschiae is the source of this 790-nucleotide messenger RNA. RefSeq names its product hydrophobin family protein. The record is from RefSeq and is a predicted model, not a curated record. The coding region runs from base 281 to 769 and encodes 162 amino acids. Gene Ontology annotation, molecular function: structural constituent of cell wall. Gene Ontology annotation, cellular component: fungal-type cell wall. Lineage: Eukaryota; Fungi; Ascomycota; Eurotiomycetes; Eurotiales; Aspergillaceae. The transcript has 3 exons.
UCCACAAGGGGAAGCAGGUCGAGUGUGUGUGCGUGCGGAUGGAUGGGCUCCGCAGGCACGAUACUCUUCCUACAGCGUCUUGGCCAGGAGCUCGAGGCCUCCACAAAAAUCUAUAUAAGGGUGUUCGAAGUCGCCCGGAAAUCGAUUCUUUUCAUCAGCACAAAUCACAUUCGUUGAUUAGCCUUCUUUCUCUCUCUUACAGUCCAGUCUUUCCAGACAAGCGCUCUUUUAAAGCAACUCCGAGUUUCAACUCUCGUUCAAUUCCAAACCCACCGUCACAAUGAAGUUCUCCAUCACCGCUGCUGUUCUUGCUUUCGCUGCCACCGUUGUGGCCAUGCCCGGUGGCUCUCCUUCCACUGGUAACGGUGCCGGCAAUGGUAACGGCAACGAUGGCAACAGCCAAGUUCGCUUCCCCGUCCCCGGCGACAUGACUGUCAAGCAGGCCGAAGACAAGUGCGGUGACCAGGCUCAGCUGUCCUGCUGCAACAAGGCCACCUACGCUGGUGACAGCACCAACGUUGACAGCGGUCUCCUCGCUGGUACCCUGUCCAACCUCAUUGGUACUGGAUCUGGCUCCGAGGGUCUGGGUCUCUUCCAGGAGUGCUCCAAGCUCCCUAUCCAGAUCCCCAUCAUCGGGAUCGCCGUCCAGGACAUCAUCAGCAAGCAGUGCCAGCAGAACAUUGCUUGCUGCCAGUCGUCUCCCUCUACCACCGACGACGACCUCAUCGGCCUUGGUCUCCCCUGCAUUGCCCUCGGUUCCCUCGUCUAAGCUGCCUUUUGGGGCGCUUAU